This is a messenger RNA of Ctenopharyngodon idella (grass carp), 2397 nucleotides long. RefSeq names its product NXPE family member 3-like. The transcript has 7 exons. Bases 214 to 1815 code for a protein of 533 amino acids. The record is from RefSeq and is a predicted model, not a curated record. Lineage: Eukaryota; Metazoa; Chordata; Actinopteri; Cypriniformes; Xenocyprididae.
AUUAGGUUAAGGUUUUGAGUAGUGAUGGGUGAGGUAAGGGUAAGGAGCUAGAGAUUGUAUUGUGUCGAUGAAUGUCCUCACAAAGAUAGAUGUAGAAGAACGUGUAUUAGGUCACAUUUGCAAAUUUUCACUUAUUACAUUAUCUUAUUAGUUCACAGGAUAACACAUCAUUGUUUUUACUUUUUGCUGCUAUGUCUUUGGACAUCCACCUGUAUGACUUUAUGGAGAUUCCUGGAGAGCGGUCGUCAGAUACGACAAUUCCAGCCCCCCGUUCCUAUAUGUGAGAAAGGAAAACAGAUACAAACAAGUUCCUCGUCUGUAAUUUCCAUUCUUGACAUGGGAAUCAGUGAAGAGGAGUGGGAAAGGCUACAGAAGGCUCUGGACUGGCCCGGUCCAGAUCAAGAAAUCACUCAGCUGAAUCAGAGCACAAGUCCAGUCCACUCAACAUUCUCUAUUGUGGGACUCAAGGAGAGUUACAAAGUGGGAGAAAAGAUCUCCGUUACCAUCACAGCCAGAGACCACAACAAGAACCUGAAAAGAUAUGGAGGAGAUUUCUUUAAAGCAAAACUAUCCAAUUCAAAGCUAAAGGCGAGUGUGUACGGGGAGGUUGUGGAUCACCGUAAUGGGACUUACUCUGUUGCUCUUCUUCUGCCCUGGGAAGGUCAGGCACAAGUUUAUGUGCGUCUAGAGCACUCCAGUGAGGUUGUGCAGAUUCUUAAAAAAUACAGGGAGUCCUCAUUCCCACGCAGCCACUAUAAUGGCCACUUUGAAGGGCCAGGACCCAAUAAAACCAGGAUCAGUGAAGUAGUACAAUGUAAUCUUAAGUGGGGUGCAGAUGGAAGUUGGAGGAAAGGCGACUGCUGCUGUGAGUAUAAGGAUAUAAAAACAGGGACGGUGUGGCAGUGUGAGAGACCGAAGAAACUUUCUUGUGACAACCUGGUUCAUCACUCAAGAGGAGGUUUGGAAGACCCGUUAAAUCCUCUUGAGAAGCAAAUUUUCACAAAGACAUUAACAAAUGUUGCUAUUACUGGAGACACACACAUCAUUAAUGUCCUUCCCAACCCUGCAGGCAUUGGUACAAUGGAGAGAUGUAGACGCAUGACGACACCAGUUCCUGCAGGGUUCUAUCUGAAAGAUGUCUGGAACUCUUUUGUUUGCAACACCGGGCAGUUCAGUUCUGCACAAAUGGGAAAUUGUCUUAAAAACAAGAUUGUCUACUUGAUGGGAGACUCUACCACAAGGCAGUGGUUUGAGUAUUUUGAAAGAAAAGUGCCAGGCUUACAAAGAAUGGACCUCCACACUCCUCGUACCGGUGGACCCCUGAUGGCUGUAGAGUUGGAAAAUAAUAUCAUUGUUCACUGGAGGCCACACGGUGUUCCUUUACGGUUUACUAAAACGUCCAUUACUGACCUGCAUUAUAUCGGCAAUGAUAUUGAUGAAAUAGCUGGUGGUCCUCAUGCAGUCGUUGUCUUUACAAUCUUUGCCCACUUGGUGUUUCACCCAAUAACAUUUUAUGUGCAUGAAGUGGCCAAAAUCCGUCAGUCUGUAGUUGCUCUGCUGAGUCGUGCACCAGAGACUACCGUCAUCAUCAAGUCUGGAAACACUGCAGGAGUAAAGAAUAUUUUUCAAAGUGACUGGUAUGCAAUGCAGCUGAACACGGUGAUGCAGGAGAUGUUCAGAGAUAUUGAUGGAGUAAUCUACUUCGAUGUCUGGCAGAUGACUUCCUGUCACUAUCUACGUGAAAAUAUUCACCCAGGUCCUGUUAUCAUUGCUAAUGAGAUCCAAAUGUUACUCUCAUAUGUCUGUCCUGUCUGACAAAACCCCAAAGAAUAACAUUUACCUUGCUUCAUCGUCAUCAUCUACAAUGCACAUACAGUGAGACAAUGUACAUACAAACAAACUUGAACAAAAUGUUAACAAAUACCCUUAUGAAUAAUGCAUAAUGUAAUAUCUAGAACAUUUUUUAAAAAAUUAAUUGGUUACACUUUAUUUUAAGGUGUUCGCGGUAGUCAUAUUAUACAUUUAAGUACUGAGUAAUAAUAAUUAACUACAUGUACUUAGUAUAGGGUUAAGGUUUGGUUUAGGGUUAGUUGCAUGUAAUUAAGCACAGUUUAUAGUAAUUACUAUAUUAACUACAUGUAACAUGUAACAAGGACACUAAAAUAAAGUGUUAACAUGAAUUGUAUUAUAAAAACAAAACAUAACUUAUGUGAAUAAAAUCAUGAUCAUGUGUCAACUGUUUUGUCUGUCUCCAUUCAUUUAGUCUGUACAGUAAAUACCUUUUAAACUAAUUUUUUUUUUUUUUAAGCAUACCACAAACACAGUCUUGAAGUGCAAAUAUGAUCAUUUGUAUGUAGUAGAACAGUUAAAAACAUGGUUUAACCCUUGUGCGGUGUU